Branchiostoma floridae (Florida lancelet) is the source of this 4152-nucleotide messenger RNA. RefSeq names its product coiled-coil domain-containing protein 87-like. Lineage: Eukaryota; Metazoa; Chordata; Leptocardii; Amphioxiformes; Branchiostomatidae. The record is from RefSeq and is a predicted model, not a curated record. The transcript has 31 exons. The coding region runs from base 186 to 3698 and encodes 1170 amino acids.
GUUGUUUAUAGCACUUUUACAUAUAGAUGCGGCUACUGUUUGUCGGUGUUCUUGGAGACGCCGAGUGUUUCCGGUUGGUGGAAAGGUGGAAAAGAUGAAAAGCCCUUUCUAAUCACCUUCAUAUUCCUUGGUUCGCAUGGAUUUCUUUCAUAGAUAGUUGUAAGGUCCUACAGAAGGCUGUGAUCAUGUCUGCCCGAAGUCUGGAGAAGCUGGGAAUCCCCAGCCUGCCUCAGCCCAAACUAAGGAAGAAGAGAGGCAUGUAUUCUAUGGACAAGGAUACUAUCAACAAGCUCAAACAACCCAGGCCCGUUCCUCUUUUGGUUAGUGACAUAUUUCAGAAGGAGGAAAUAGAACAGCAGGUGACAGACAUCAAGGUGCCGCUGACUCUGUUUGCUCCAUUUCAUCAUGAGGAUGAACCGCAAACGGAGGACCUUGAAAUCGAAAGGCCUGUGACCCCCAUUGAUGAGAGUAUCAAGGCCCCACCUGCCACCUUUGGUGUUCUUGCUAAGCUGGUGAGGAGGAGGAUCUGUGUGAGAACAGACAUGAGGCACAUCUCUACAGAGGACCAACAGAGCCUGGGUGGGAUUAUAAUGGGGGAGCUGAAUUCCAUCUGGCCUGAUAUCAGAAGACAAGUAGAUGAUCCCUUUUUGUCUGCAGAACAGAACAAGGAGCUGCAGAGAAGGAUAACUGUCCACAUUGUCACUGUGUGUGAACAACUGUUCCUCCACUAUCUCCAGAAGGCUGAAGUUUUAAACAGAAGGGGAAUAUUCAGUGGCCCGGCCAACAUGAGCCGUCUGAGGACUCAGCUAGGGAUUGAUGCCAACAAGUAUUUAAACAUCCUUGCCAUCCGGCGCUACAUAGUUGGAGACAUGAGGAAGAAACCAGGUGACGCAGAGGCUGACGUAAGUGACUCUGGAUAUGAAUAUUCGUCGCGGGCCCCCACCACAACCGUUUCUCCGUCCAUGUUGGAGAGGAAGAAGAAGAAACUGGGACUGCAGCCGUUAUCCUACCAACAAAUGCUGGAACUGAGCAGACCACAGUCAAGGAGGAAAGUGAAAACUAAUACGGAAAGGGAAAUCCGAGAUAUGUAUAAUCAGAUGCCAGUGAUUGACACUGAAGUCCUUGAGGAUCUCAUUCCCCGCCCACCUUCAGAGUAUGAGGAGGGGUAUGAAAUACCAGAUGUCAUGUCGGUGCACAGUCGAAGUCAGAUGACUCUGGCUAGUGACAGAAGUAGCCAGAUGGACAUUGGAAAGAGACUUGCAACUACAGAUGACAUCUUCAGACUGCAGAAGUCCCAGUCCAUGCCAGAGCUGGAUCCAGGGGAAAACCUGUUGGAAGAAUUGAGUAUUCAGCUGAAUGACAAGGGCACGUCUGUCACCAUCGACUUCCAGCAGGAAAGAAGGGCUGCAACACCAGACGAACCAUUGGUCUCAAGACCCGAUGCAAGAAAGCCAACCAAAGAGGACGAGGAACGAAAAAAACUGGACAGCAGACAGUACCUAGCGGAUGACCUGCAGAAGCUGGUAGCUUCCCGAGCCCCACAGGAGCCUGUAGAGGGAGACCAGGAUGAAGAGGACCUGCCUCCACUUCUGCAGGCCACCACAACAGGUGAGGAGUCUGAGGAGAAACAGCAGGCGCUCCAGGCCAGGCUCCAGGAGCUGGAGGAGAAGGAGGCCAGGCAGAGGGAGGAGGAAAACAUUCCCCUGGCACAGCCCACACACCCCCAGCCUGCAGUGGUAUCUACCAAGAUAUCAAAGAAGAUGGUGGUGAGGACCAGUGACGUCAGGGUCAGUGAGAGGGUCAGCCUGUCGUCCCUCACCAUUCAGCGGUCAGCGACUCUUUACAAUGACCUUCUUGGGCACAUUACCCCCUCUGACAUCAAACACCUGGACAGGAACUUGUUUCUGCACAAGGAGAUCAACGAUGUGUACCAGGAGAUCAUGAGGACUGUGCCCUCGGACCAUGUGCUGUUCGAUCAGGAUGACAUUGUGGAGAAGCAUUCCACCAACGUGGACGUAUCCAAAGCCGUGGCGUCGUCGACCCUGUCCAAGCGUAAGAAGGACCGCAUCAUCAACCCCAGCCUGCAGGUGGGGAAGAAGGCCCCCUGGGGCGAGGGGGAGAUGAGAGACUGGUCCAAGAGUGCUGUGUUUGCUCAGAAAGUUGUGUUAUGGGGGAAAGAGCAGCAAAGGAUAAAGCAGAAGAAAAUCAAUCGCCGCAAAAGAAUAGUUAGAAGGGCGUUGCAGAGAGGCAGGCUAUUAGCUAAAGUUAAGCUGGCCAUGGGUGGGAAAAAGAGCUUUGGGAAGCCUCAGAAUCUGGUAAAAUUCUUAGGGAAACCUCAAGACCUUACAAAGACCUUAGGGAAACCUUGGGAUCUGACAAAGAGCUUAGAGCAACCACAGGAUCAGACAAAGAGCUUAGAGCAACCACAGGAUCUGGCAAAGAGCUUAGGGAAACCUCAGGAUCUGGAGGUUGCUAGACAGUCCUUCAGGCAAAGCAGUGAUGCUGGUCCUGUUAUACAGGCACCUGGCACAGCAGCAAAACCAGGACCUGUCAUGGACAAGGACAUGGAGACCAUUUUUGCCAGCCUGCCGCCCUCCCAGCACACGAGUGACCAGAAGUCGUCCCGGGCAUAUGCCUCCUGGCUGGCCUGGUGGAAAUCCACCAUCAACACUGACGACUAUCUCAAGUACCUGUCCACACAAGAGUCAGACUUCAUGGGCGUGGUGUUCCAUUUCUACGACAGUGAGGAAAGUGAGGAUGAGGAGGAGACGGAGCAGGGGAAACGUCUCACCAGCAAGAGGCAGCAGCAGGCACUUGAAAAGGAACAGAAGAUCGAGGAACUUCGUCAAAAGAAGUCAGAGUUUGUGUCAGGCAUGUGGAAUGUCAACAGUGUGCUGCUAGGUGGGCUGGGUAGAGACCCGUUAGUGGAAGAUGACGAAGGGUACCCAUCCAGUUUAGAAGAGACUCCACGAGCAGACAGGCUGCAGGCUUCCCCGUCGGGACUGUCCCCAGGACGGUCCUCCUCCCACCUGACUUCUGCUCGGUCACCUUCGUCUCUGGGCGUCCCCUCCCAGAAAGGCUCUGGGUCCAGGACAACCACAGCAGGAACUAGUAAGAAGUCAGGGGAAGGGGAGGACAAAGAGCCAGAGAAGCCGGUGGAGCUGACCGCCCAGGAGAGGCUGGAGAAGGUGUGGUCAGACCUACAGAUGCCGGACGGACAGAAGCUGGACAUGGCCAUCAAGUACAGCUCAGAUGCUUACAUCGUCAAGCUUCCUGAGUCCAUCAAGGCAUGGGAGAAGGCCACAUGUCUGAUCUUACAGCGAGAGGCAGCACUGUCCCAUCUGGAGAGGUUUGAACGGCAGGCGUCUGAUCCCAACAGGUUUUUUGAACGAGGGUACAGAGGUUCAUCUGUGGCCAGAAUGGAAGAGUCCAAACAACGAACAGAGCUUCUAAGGCGUCUUGAUGUCCUGGACAAGAAGGCUGGUGAUGCUGUGAAGAAAGUGGCCACAAAUUUCCAGGAUAGCAUUUCAUUUCAGGGACGACCAUAUAUGGACAAGAUGAAAUGGGACCGAACGGAGAUGUUGUAUUGGCUCCAGCAGGAGAGGAGGGAGCAGGCUCUGGAGAUAGGCAUGAUGACUCAGGUACCGGUCAAGGUGGCCGAACUGGCUCCCAUACAACUGUCCAGGCCUGUUCUGUAGGAGUCACCCGUGCUAACCAGCAGAAAUGAUUCUGAUUGUGGAUUCCUGUGUUUGUGGUGAAGAACUGUUGUGAAGGCAACUUGUUUUAGUGGCUAAUAUACAGAAUUCUGGUGAAAAACCCGUCCAAAGAGCACAGAUGUACAUGUAGUGUUACAAUCAGGUAGAUUGUGCCAAAAUUGUUAAGGCCCAUGUCACAAAUCUUUACCGUCUGAAAAUAUUAACAGCACUCCUAGUAUUUAUUGUAACAAGUGUGGCCAUGUGUGAAAGCACUCUUUGUGUUUUACCUUUCAUCAUAUUUAUGUUGUUCUUGCAGAAUAUGAUUCCAUUGUCCAUCCAUCAACUGUACAGAUGUAAUCUAUCAAUUAUUGAUCUAUGCAAUACUGUGACUUGAUUUGUGAAAUCUUCUUGCGAUCCUUGUAAACAAAGAUGCCUUCUGAUGAAGACAUUUAAAUAA